UUCUAUCUGACUUUAUUUGCAAAACAAAGCACUUGUCCAAUCUUAUGUACAUUUGUUUAAAUAUUAGUUAAGGAGUUAAUUUAUUACAUUUUUAGAUUAACGUACUUGUCUUUAAAUGGUGGUAUACUUAACUUGACCAGUUAAAACAUUUAACUGUAAUAAUGAACGAAGUAGACGACAAAUUUUAUUAUGUGUAUAGUUCAUCAUUGGAUUAUAAAGUUGAAAUAAAGAUUGGUACUCUAGAAGGCAAACGAACUAAGCCAGAAUAUGACAAGCUUCUCUCCGACCCAAUGCUCAAGUUCUCGGGGUUGUAUCAAGAAGGCUGUUCUGACCUAUAUGUGACCUGCCAAGUGUUGUGCGAUGGUGUACCACUGGCUUUACCAAUCACAACAUCUUAUAAAUCCUUUACUAAGAGAUGGAAUUGGAAUGAAUGGGUGACUUUGCCAGUAUACUAUAGUGAUUUACCUCGUAAUGCAAUUCUUGCCAUGACAAUAUAUGACUGUGCGGGCCCGGGGAAAGUUUUGGUAGUCGGCGGGACCACUAUAUCACUAUUUGGAAAACAUGGCAUGCUUAGACAGGGUAUAUUCGAUCUGCGAGUGUGGCCCGGUGUGGAAGGCGGCGAAAGGACGCCAGGGAAGGCACCGGACAGGGGCAAGGAGCAGAUGCAGAGGCUCGCGAAACUCGCCAAGAGGCAUAGAAACGGACACAUACCGAAAGUAGACUGGCUGGAUAGGCUCACGUUCAGAGAAAUAGAGAUGAUAAACGAGAAGGAGAAAAGAAACUCCAAUUACAUGUACCUCAUGAUAGAGUUCCCCACCGUUCAGAUCGACGGGAUCAACCACGCUGUAGUGUACUACGAACAAGAUGGCGACGAGAUGUACCAGUUCAGAGCACAGGCGGAGAUCGUUACAGUGCCCGACUAUGAAAUACUACAGGAGAACCUGGUGGAGAGUAAGCAGCAUCGGCUGGCUCGCUCCCUGAGGUGCGCGGUGCCGGGCCGGGACGCGAAACCCUCGGCCGCUGAGAGGGACCAGCUGGCGGCGCUGCUCACGGCGCCCGCGGCCCUCGCGCCCCUCGCCGCGGACGAACAGGACCUGCUGUGGAAGUACAGGUUCUACCUGUCGUCUCACCGCCGCGCACUCACCAAGUUCCUCGCGUGCGUCAAUUGGAACAGACCCGGUGAGGUGCGCCAAGCGCUGGCCAUGAUGAAGCAGUGGUCACCUGUGGACGUAGAGGACGCGCUGGAACUGUUGACACCCAAGUUCACGCAUCCAGCGGUUAGAAAAUACGCCAUAUCAAGGUUGAAACAGGCCCCGGACGAAGACCUCCUCCUGUACUUGCUGCAGCUGGUGCAGGCGCUCAAGUACGAGGACUUCAAUGAGAUAAAUGAUGAAUAUCAGCGAGUGUGUGGUAAGGAAGCUGCCGUGUACUCUGAUCAAGACGGGAAGUUACUGCAGAGUGGUCACCGAGGCAGUCAGGCCAGCCUCUUGUCUACAUCUGUGCUGACGAACAGCGAGAUGACGUCAUCGUCUAUAAGUCGCCAUUCAGAUGUGGAGUCAGAAAACAUCUGCAUCUCCGGGAGCGGCAACGAUCAGGAUAUCCCUGAGUCCGAGCAGUUCAGCCUGGCAGGGUUCCUCAUCCGACGAGCUCGCUCCAAUAGCGUUGUGGCCAACUACCUGUACUGGUACCUGCUAGUGGAGUGUGAGCCCCAGGACUCCGCCCCCGCCUCGCACAGAGACAUGUACCUGGCCGUCAUGAGGACCUUCAGUACACAGUUGGCUAAGGGUUCGUCGGAGCAGCAGCGCACUCGGUCGAUCUUGGCUCGUCAGCAGCAAUUUAUCGACCGGCUGGUCCGCCUGGUGAAGACGGUGGCGCGGGAGUCCGGCAACCGGAACCGGAAGGCGGAGAGGCUGCAGCAGCUGCUGGCCGACCAGGACGCCUUCAAGUAUAACUUCACUUCCUUCGAACCGAUGCCCUUCCCGCUCGACCCGAAUGUUAAUAUCAAGGGUAUAGUGGCGAAGAAAGCGAGUUUAUUCAAGUCGGCCCUGAUGCCGUGCAAGCUGACCUUCCUCACCAGCGAGGGGUCGGAGUACCAGGCCAUCUUCAAACACGGGGACGAUCUGCGGCAGGAUCAGCUCAUCCUGCAAAUGAUCACUCUCAUGGACAAGUUACUUAGAAGGGAGAACCUGGACCUCAAGCUGACUCCCUACAAGGUGCUGGCCACCAGUUCCAAGCACGGCUUCCUCCAGUUCAUAGAGUCGGUGACGGUGGCGGAAGCCCUGGCCACCGAGGGCAGCAUACUCAACUUCUUCAGGAAACACAACCCUUGCGACAACGGACCUUACGGCAUCAAACCUGACACAAUGGACACUUACAUACGGAGCUGUGCUGGCUACUGCGUCAUCACGUACCUGCUGGGUGUGGGCGAUCGUCACCUCGACAACUUGCUUCUGACGCGCUCCGGGGCGCUGUUCCACAUCGACUUCGGCUACAUCCUGGGACGUGAUCCAAAACCUCUCCCUCCACCGAUGAAACUCAGCAAGGAGAUGGUGGAAGCUAUGGGCGGCGUCCACUCCGACCACUACCACACGUUCAGGAAGCUAUGUUACACGGCUUUCCUACAUCUACGCAGACACGCCAACCUCAUGCUGAAUCUCUUCUCGCUGAUGGUGGACGCGUCCGUCCCCGACAUCGCCUUGGAACCAGACAAGGCCGUCAAGAAAGUGCUCGACAAACUUAGACUGGAUCUUGGUGAUGAAGAAGCAGUUCACUACUUGCAAAAUCUCUUGGAUAUGUCAGUGACAGCUGUCAUGGCGGCUCUAGUCGAACAACUGCACAAGUUUGCACAGUAUUGGAGGAAAUAAUGUGCGCAUUGAAACGUCCAAUCGUUGUUGAGGAUUCUGUUGUUAAUUGUAUAAAUGUCACAUUCAACCAAUAGCGGAACGCCAUCGAGUGGCACGGUUCCCGCCCGGAUCAAACUCGAAAGGAAUUAGUUGUAAUGAGAUUGAUUGUAUAAAUUUAUUUGUUAAUAAAAUUAGUAAUUAUAAUUAUCAUGAAAUGACAAUAUGUUUGAAUAUUAAUAAAAAAAAGGAAGGUCGAGAAGAUGCAUUCUAAAAAAAAUACUGUUGAAAAAAGAAUGUUCUUAUGUUAAUACGGUGUUCGACUUGCUACCAAUAUUGUUUGUUAGAACAGGACAGAUAGUACCUUUAAGUUUUGAUAACAUUAGGCCUCAAUUAAUAAAUUAAACGCCCGAGUGAUUAUAGAAUUGUAUUUGUAAUUCUUCACUGUGAUAUUUACAAAUAAAUUAUUUUCUUAAUAAG
Messenger RNA from Danaus plexippus (monarch butterfly), 3320 nucleotides. It is a transcript of the gene Pi3K59F, whose product is annotated as phosphatidylinositol 3-kinase catalytic subunit type 3. Gene Ontology annotation, biological process: phosphatidylinositol-mediated signaling; autophagosome assembly; endocytosis. NCBI's taxonomy places the organism in Eukaryota, Metazoa, Arthropoda, Insecta, Lepidoptera, Nymphalidae. The transcript is spliced from 19 exons. Gene Ontology annotation, cellular component: peroxisome; endosome; membrane. Gene Ontology annotation, molecular function: 1-phosphatidylinositol-3-kinase activity. Bases 162 to 2864 code for a protein of 900 amino acids. The record is from RefSeq and is a predicted model, not a curated record.